Messenger RNA from Bathycoccus prasinos, 1698 nucleotides. RefSeq names its product short chain dehydrogenase. NCBI's taxonomy places the organism in Eukaryota, Viridiplantae, Chlorophyta, Mamiellophyceae, Mamiellales, Bathycoccaceae. Gene Ontology annotation, cellular component: endoplasmic reticulum; lipid droplet. Gene Ontology annotation, biological process: phosphatidic acid biosynthetic process; triglyceride catabolic process. The coding region runs from base 1 to 1698 and encodes 565 amino acids. Gene Ontology annotation, molecular function: triacylglycerol lipase activity; acylglycerone-phosphate reductase (NADP+) activity. The record is from RefSeq and is a predicted model, not a curated record. The transcript has a single exon.
AUGAAGAAAAAAGGAAUAAAAACGAAGCGAAUGAAAAAGCUCAUUUUCUCUCGAGCGAAGAAGGCGACGGUAUUUCUGAAAUCGAAUUUGAGAAUGAAUUAUCUGAGAAUGAAGAGAAUGGGACGGAGAGUUUUAAGAUCGAAACGCAUUCGACGGUACGCGAAAGUGGUGAAGAUCUACGCGUGCGAAAGUGGGAAGAAAACGAUCCAAGUGGCGAAGGAGGCAAAGGAGAAAACAGUGAGUUUUGUGAGCAAAAAAACGAGCGAAAUGUGGACGAGUUUAGAUACAGAGUUUUUGUUCAGGUGCGCGACGACGAUUUUGAUUUGCUAUUUGAGUUUGUACGCGAUGAGUCACGCGAGAAGCCGAGAGGAAAAGAGUGGUUUGAAAGCACUCGUGGCGUUCGUUUUGGCCGCGUUUUUAUCGGUGAAGUAUGAAGUCGUUCCGGAGGAAUAUAUCGACGGGGUCGCGAAGGCGUUGAAAAAAGUGCCGACGUACACGGCGUGGACGCGGAAAUACGCGAGAAAGAUGGCGAAAACGUACGUCGAUCCGAAAAUGCUAAAGAAAAUCGAUACGUUCGUCAAAAUGUAUUCGCUAGAGGUGAAAAUUGGCUUGUGCGUGUUGUUUUUCGUCGGAUGGUGGUUUUUGUCUGCGUUCGUCUUUGGAACCGCGAGGACGAAUAAGAAUAAACCGAAUUCUCCCACAAACAACAACAACAACAAAAAGGAGAAGAAGAAACGCGCGAAAGGACCGAUUGAAGUCAACGUGGCGUUAGUGACGGGUGCCUCCGGGAACGUCGGCUCGAAAAUUCUCAGUCAAAUGCGUAAGAAGUACCCGGACUAUAUCGUCUACGGUACGUCGCGAUCCGGGUCGGUGGAUUUCAAAGCCGGCAACGCGUUGCAAUCAAUGUUUGACAUGAUGUCACCAAACUCAAAAAACGUCGCAUCGACGUCUUUAGUGAACGUACCUUUGUGUUGUUCGAAUAUCGACGAAGUCCCGCCGUUGUUGCGAAUGGACGUGACCGAUGACGAUUCGGUGAACGCGGUUCGAGAUGCCAUCGUCGCCAGGCACGGGAAAGGAAGUUUGAGAAUCUUGGUCAACAACGCGGGGAUUAGCGCGGCAUCGUUAGCGAUGAAUACUCCCGUCGAUAUGGCCAAGAAAGUUCUUGAAACGAACUACUUCGGCGUGCUGCGCGUCGUUGCCGCGUUUUACCCGGAAGCUAUUCCGAAACACCAAAACGCAACCAUCGUUAACGUCGGAUCCAUCGCGGGAAGAAUCGGCAUUCCGUACCAAAGCGCGUAUUCGAGCUCAAAAGCCGCCGUAGAAGUGUACACGGACGCCUUGCGAAUGGAAUCCAAAUGUGAUGGCAUUCGCGCGUGCUUAAUUGAACCUGGGGACUUACAACCGGGCAUGGAAUGCGAACAUGCGCCGGAAAUUGAAACCGACGAAGUCGCGAAGAGAGCGGUGAACAUCAUGCGCUCGGACGAGAAGAACGGGUCAAAUCCCAUGAAAGUGGCCUACGCGGUGUGCAAAGCAGCCAGACCGUGGCGAACGCCGGGUGCGAGAAUUUUGGUCGGUCCAGACGCGUGGUUAGUUCAGUUCUGCACGAGCUAUUUGUGGAAGUCUGUGCAAGAGAUGUUUUUAGCCGCGCAUUAUAGAAUACCGCCGAGACACAAUUCGUUGUGGAGAUUUAUCGUUUAG